Molecule: messenger RNA, 1641 nt
Organism: Pyricularia pennisetigena
Lineage: Eukaryota; Fungi; Ascomycota; Sordariomycetes; Magnaporthales; Pyriculariaceae
Exons: 4
Coding region: 1-1641 (546 amino acids)
Molecular function (GO): iron ion binding; heme binding; oxidoreductase activity, acting on paired donors, with incorporation or reduction of molecular oxygen
Source: RefSeq, a predicted model, not a curated record
AUGCCUUCCCUGAAUUUUGGUCUGAAAUUCUGCCUGGGCUCGGGCUGUCUUGCAGCUCUGGUAGUCCGGAGUUUGGCAUUCCCCAACUGGUCAGCUGCCAACACUAGUAUAGUUGCGCUGGUAUUUGCCUCGUCUUUGGCUGUCAUCUGGAGGCUCAUUCUCUACCCAAAAUUCUUCAGCCCUUUUCGGGACUUACCAAGCCCACCUGGAGGCACAUUUCUCAACGGUCAAACAUGGAAGAUUCUGGAACAAGGUUCCAGUGUACCUCUGGAAGAAUGGGGCAACACGAUCGAGAAUGAUGGCAUGAUUCGGGUCAACGUUGCACUCAACUCGGAGAGACUACUUGUAACGUCGAUAGAAGGCAUUGCGGAUGUGCUGGUCAGGAACGCAGACAACUGGAGAAAGCCAGAGGCUCUGCGGCACUCGCUCGCCUCGGUCAUCGGCGACGGGCUCAUCGUGUCUGAGGGAAAUGCACACAAGGUGCAAAGAAGGAAUCUGGUGACGGCCUUCACAGGCCCAAGGGUGAAAGCACUUUAUCCCCAGUUUUGGACGAGAGCCUACGACGGGGCGGAAGAGAUAGCGCAAGAGAUGAAAAAGGCCAACGCAUCUGACGGUCACGUCGCCGACGUGGCUUUUACUGAUUGGCUGCGCCGAAUCACGCUCGACAAUAUCGGAGAGGCCGGGUUCGGGUUCAGCUUCAAUGCGAUCCAAAACCCUAAGACGGAAGUGAACCUCACCUAUGAGUUUCUGUUCAAGUCCCAGGAGACCCACGUGGCAGUGACGUUCCUCGAGGCCUUGGCCGACUUUCUUCCCGUCCUUUGGCUGCAGAAGCUGCCAAUCCAACACAACAUCCGCACCAAGGCGGCCGUCGACACCAUCCGGAGCAUCAUCCGCGGCGUGAUCCAGGCCAAACGCACCCCGGAGGACGACCCCUCCGCGGCGGUGGAUCUCAUAUCGGUCGCCAAGAGCUCGGGCGCCUUUGACGACGAGAGCCUCGUCGACCAGAGCAUGACCUUCCUGGUUGCUGGGCACGAGACGGUCGCCGGGUCGCUGGGCUGGGGCCUUGUGGAGCUCUGCCGGCGCCCGGAGAUGCAGGCUCGGCUGCGGGACGAGGUGCGCAGUGGGCUUCCGUCGCCGGCCGACCCCAGCGCCCGGGUCAGCGAGCGCGACUUCCAGGCCCUGCCCUAUCUGCAGGCGUUCUGCAGCGAGGUUCUGCGCUUCUACCCGUCGGUGCCGGCGACGCGGCGAGAAGCUAUCAGCGACACCAUGCUGCUCGGCAGGGCGAUCCCCAAGGGGACGCAGCUGCUGAUAUCGCCGGCGGCAACGAACAGAUCCCGGGAACUGUGGGGUGACGACGCUGGCCAGUUCAAGCCCGAGAGGUGGCUGGCGCCGGGCCAGACCAACAAGGGCGGCGCAAAUAGUAACUAUGCCAACCUGACGUUUUUGCAUGGGCCACGCUCUUGCAUCGGCGCCAGUUUCGCCAGAGCAGAGUUCCUUUGCAUCAUUGCUGUCAUAGUCGGCCGUUUUGAACUGUCGUUUGCGGACCCCGAUAAGCGUGUACAAGUUCUCAACUCUGGCUUCACAGAGAGGCCAGCAGGGGACUUGCUCCUAAGAACCAAGCUUGUUCACGGUGCUUGGUAG